GAUUUUCUGAUUUUCUCUAGCCUUCUUUAGAAAUUAUUUAUGACGUUAAUAUUACAAGCGACCUUGUAAAGUGUAAACUCGUUGUUCAGAUGAUGUAUCUCGUUUUCUUUAGCUCAAAGGGCAAAACAAGACAUUGAACCAACACCAGACACCACGUCGACCUGUUAUCUACCAGGAGGAUAAAAGUUUCCAUAUUUAGUCAGUCAAAAUCUCGAAAUCUACGGUUACAAUAGUAAUUCAUCCUUUACUAGAACACGUCUUCUGUGGGUAUAUAUAUACACGCAUAAUUGAUCACUUGGUCCUAAAUUAUCUCCAAAAGUUUGAAAUCUUAUCAGGGUUCAUCAUAUCAUCAUCGAUUCUUUCAGAUAUUUUAGUCGGUAAUGUUUUUUAUAUAAAUAUAAGUUGAACCAUCACUGUCUAUAGGAUAAAGGUUUAAUCUUUGGAGGAAUUUAGGUUCAGAUCUGCACAGUUCUAUGUGGGUCUGCUUUCUUUUUGGUUGUUAUUACAUGAAGCUUAGAUCACACUUCACUUUCUUUCUCUUUUUUCCACUUUACGCUGCCUUCACGAUUUCCUUUAUCAUUUUUUGUCUAAAUUAUUUUGAGUAUGUUCUGGAAAUCAGCAAUCAUAUUUUUUCCAUUUUUUGGCUGUUCUCUGGAUCGUUAUAAAUACUUGCAUUGGUAUUGCACCCUUAUUCAGACAUUUCUACCAUUUACAAACAAUUAGGUGAUAAAUAAUUUGUCCUUACAAAUCAAAUUAAGGAGUAUGUUUGAAGUAAAUGUUAACCUUCGUUUGGAAGAUCUUCUACUGCAUUAGUCGAUCAUGAAAAAUGCAUUUUUCUUCUUUUAUUUCAGGAGUUAAUUGAAUCAUUCUUGGUAAUUGAUUUGAAUCUUAUGAAAAUCUGGUCUUGUUUCGUAGGUGAGUGAUUUGACAAAUGGCUACCAAUGGAACAAAGCCCCCUCCAGAGCCUUCACCUUUGAGAAAGGCCAAAUUUUUCCAGGCAAACAUGAGGAUUUUGGUAACUGGUGGCGCUGGCUUCAUUGGGUCUCACCUUGUUGACAAGCUUAUGCAGAAUGAGAAGAAUGAGGUUAUUGUUGUGGAUAACUAUUUCACUGGAUCAAAGGAUAACCUCAAACAGUGGAUUGGCCAUCCAAGAUUUGAGCUUAUUCGCCAUGAUGUCACAGAGACACUGUUGGUGGAGGUUGACCAAAUUUAUCAUCUUGCUUGUCCUGCUUCCCCCAUUUUCUACAAAUACAAUCCUGUUAAGACAAUUAAGACAAACGUAAUUGGGACAUUAAACAUGUUGGGGCUUGCCAAGAGAGUUGGAGCAAGGAUUCUGCUGACGUCAACUUCAGAGGUUUAUGGAGAUCCUCUUGUGCACCCUCAGGACGAGAGCUAUUGGGGCAAUGUUAAUCCAAUUGGAGUUAGAAGCUGCUAUGAUGAGGGGAAGAGAGUGGCCGAGACUUUGAUGUUUGAUUAUCACAGGCAACAUGGAAUAGAAAUCCGUAUUGCUAGAAUCUUCAACACUUAUGGACCUAGAAUGAACAUUGAUGACGGUCGUGUUGUCAGCAACUUCAUUGCUCAAGCUAUUCGCAAUGAACCCUUAACUGUGCAGUUGCCCGGAACACAGACCCGUAGCUUCUGCUAUGUUUCUGAUAUGGUUGAUGGUCUAAUUGGACUUAUGGAGGGAGACAGUACUGGGCCAAUUAACAUUGGGAAUCCGGGUGAGUUCACAAUGAAAGAACUUGCACAGACUGUGAAGGAGAUGAUAAAUCCAGAGGUGGAAAUCAUAGAGGUAGAGAAUACUCCCGAUGAUCCCAGGCAGAGAAAGCCAGACAUCACAAAGGCAAAGGAGUUGCUUGGGUGGGAACCGGUGGUCAAAUUGCGCGAUGGUAUUCCUCUUAUGGAAGAAGAUUUCCGAACCAGGCUCGGUAUACCCAAGGACAAGAAAUCCAGUCAUUGAUGGAAGUAUUAUUGCCUUCUUCUCCAAGACUCUUAAAGGAUGUUUUCUAUACCAUGUUCUACUAGUGGGAGUUUAUUAGUUAUAGAUGACCUUGUCAAGCUAUAAAUGAAUGUGGACAAUAUGGCACAAUAGAGUUUUUUUUUGUGUGCAUGGUUGAGUCUCUUUACCAUGGGAAUAAUUAAUAAAGUUCUGCUUAUCUUUCCUUCGCAAUUUGGAUUAAAGUUCAGUUCUUGC
Messenger RNA from Cuscuta epithymum, 2194 nucleotides. The record is from the annotation of a GenBank genome assembly. Lineage: Eukaryota; Viridiplantae; Streptophyta; Magnoliopsida; Solanales; Convolvulaceae.